This is a messenger RNA of Globicephala melas (long-finned pilot whale), 5265 nucleotides long. RefSeq names its product zinc finger and BTB domain containing 1 (gene ZBTB1). NCBI's taxonomy places the organism in Eukaryota, Metazoa, Chordata, Mammalia, Artiodactyla, Delphinidae. Gene Ontology annotation, molecular function: protein binding; DNA-binding transcription factor activity, RNA polymerase II-specific. Gene Ontology annotation, biological process: regulation of transcription by RNA polymerase II. Gene Ontology annotation, cellular component: nucleus. The record is from RefSeq and is a predicted model, not a curated record.
GGGCGAUCCUGAAUCGACUGGCCGCGCACGGCUCAGGGCAAGGGUGCCGGCGCCCCCAGAACGCCAGGGACGUACUGUGAGGGAAGGCCUAGCUGCUGAGCCCUUUGGGGCCGGGGUCUGACAUCUGGACGGAGUGGGAAAGCAGCAUCCUGCCCUUGGGGAGUCGGGAGGAGCCCAGUCCCAUCCAGCUGUGCAAACAGGAGGAGGAGGUCCCAAGCCUACCCUUGGGAAAGGGGCGAGAGGGGUGGUCAGGCCGCCGCCGCGCCGGCCCCCGCGGUGCGGGUUGCGCCAGCCUCCUCGGAGCCCGACGCAGAAACUUGUUGCAACAAACAGGCGACCGCGGGUGCCCCUAGCAGCCAGCGGCGGAGUGGGUGGGCGGUCGAGAGGGAGGGGAAGGCUGGCGGACGCCGCAGCGAACUGGUGGGCAGACCCGGAGUCGCCGCGUAAGCGGGGCCGGCUCAGUGCGGUGCGGCAGGCGCGGCUGUGCGGCAGCGGAAGUCCUUUGUUGCAGCACAGUCCCUGGCAGAGCCAGAGCCUCUCCGCGCAGCCCAGCCCGAGCGCCGCGCGCCGCCGCCACUGCAGCUCUCGGCCCUUCUGCCUCCGCCCGCCUUUCCCGUGGCCGAUUUGCCUUAAACUCCCUAAAAUCUCCGCAGCCCCGGUUCCUGCUGCGGCCGGUCUCUAAUUAAUAGAAGAUGGCAAAGCCCAGCCACAGCAGCUACGUCCUUCAGCAGCUAAACAACCAAAGGGAAUGGGGUUUCCUCUGUGACUGUUGUAUUGCAAUUGAUGACAUUUACUUUCAAGCACACAAAGCAGUUCUAGCUGCCUGUAGCUCCUAUUUUAGAAUGUUUUUCAUGAAUCAUCAGCAUAGUACUGCACAGCUGAAUCUCAGCAACAUGAAAAUUAGUGCCGAGUGUUUUGAUCUUAUUUUGCAGUUUAUGUAUUUAGGAAAAAUUAUGACAGCUCCUUCCAGUUUUGAGCAGUUUAAAGUGGCAAUGAACUACCUACAGCUGUACAAUGUUCCUGACUGUUUAGAAGACAUACAGGAUGCAGAUUGUUCUAGUUCAAAAUGUUCAUCUUCUGCUUCUAGCAACCAGAACAGCAAAAUGAUAUUUGGGGUAAGAAUGUAUGAAGACACUGUGGCUAGAAAUGGCAGUGAAGCCAAUAGAUGGUGUGCAGAGCCAAGUUCAACAGUAAAUACACCACAUAAUAGAGAGCCUGAUGAAGAGUCUUUGCAAUUAGGUAAUUUUCCUGAACCAUUAUUUGAUGUAUGUAAGAAGAGUUCUGUGUCCAAAUUAUCUACUCCAAAAGAACGUGUCUCACGACGCUUUGGACGGAGUUUUACCUGUGAUAGUUGUGGAUUUGGCUUUAGCUGUGAGAAGUUACUAGAUGAGCAUGUGCUAACCUGUACUAACAGACAUUCAUACCAAAAUACAAGAUCCUAUCACAGAAUAGUGGAUAUUAGAGAUGGAAAAGACAGUAAUAUCAAAGCUGAAUUUGUUGAAAAGGAUUCUUCUAAAACAUUUUCUGCACAGACGGACAAAUACAGAGGAGACACAAGCCAGGCUGCUGAUGACUCAACUUCAACCACUGGAAGCAGAAAAAGUAGCACAGUGGAGUCUGAACUAGCCAGUGAAGAAAAAAGCAGAGCUGCUGAGAGGAAAAGAAUCAUUAUCAAGAUGGAACCAGAGGAUAUCCCUACAGAUGAACUGAAAGACUUUAACAUUAUUAAAGUGACUGAUAAAGACUGUAAUGAGUCCACUGACAAUGAUGAAUUAGAAGAUGAACCUGAAGAGCCAUUUUAUAGAUACUAUGUUGAAGAAGAUGUCAGUAUUAAAAAAAGUGGGAGGAAAGCUCUGAAACCUCGGAUGUCAAUAAACACUGAUGAAAGAGGUGGUUUAGAAAAUAUGAGGCCCCCUAACAACAGCAGUCCAGUACAAGAGGAUACUGAAAACGCAUCCUGUGAGUUGUGUGGGCUCACAAUAACUGAGGAGGACCUGUCAUCUCAUUACUUAGCCAAACACAUCGAAAAUAUCUGUGCAUGUGGCAAAUGUGGACAAAUACUUGUGAAGGGUAGACAGCUUCAGGAACAUGCCCAGAGAUGUGGAGAGCCCCAAGACCUGACAAUGAACGGGUUAGGAAGUACUGAGGAGAAGAUGGACAUGGAAGAGAAUCCUGACGAACAGUCUGAAAUCAGGGAUAUGUUUGUUGAAAUGUUGGAUGAUUUUAGGGACAAUCAUUUCCAGAUAAACAAUAUCCAAAAAAAGCAGUUAUUUAAACAUUCUGCCUGUCCUUUUCGAUGUCCUAAUUGUGGCCAGCGUUUUGAAACUGAAAAUCUAGUGGUUGAACAUAUGUCUAGCUGCCUAGACCAAGACAUGUUCAAGAGUGCCAUCAUGGAAGAGAAUGAAAGGGAUCACAGACGAAAGCAUUUUUGUAAUCUGUGUGGGAAAGGAUUUUAUCAGCGGUGUCACUUAAGAGAACACUAUACUGUUCACACCAAGGAAAAGCAGUUUGUUUGUCAGACAUGUGGAAAGCAGUUUUUAAGGGAACGUCAGUUGCGACUCCACAAUGAUAUGCACAAAGGCAUGGCCAGUGGUCAAAUAGGGCCUUCUAAACCUCUGGAGAAGUGAGAUCUGAAUUUGGAGAGGACAUGGGCAAGAAUCAAUCUUCAACAGAUAAUCUUUAAGUCCAGACCCAGGAAUAUCAGAUCUGAAGUGACAGCAUCUUUUCUGUCUUCUGACAAACCUCAUCAACCCCAAAAGUUCCAGUUGCAAGGAUCCAAGAAAACUCAGUAAAGAUUACUUUGGGAUCACUUUGUUGUGACAAAAUCGAUUCAUGGUGACUCUCCUGUUAUUUGUGAAAAAUCAGCUAAAGAAAAGUAACUAGAAUAUUCAUACAACAUCAGUGGUUAAAGCUACACUAAAAUAAAACUCUAUAUACUAAUUUUCUUCAAGAAUCCCUCCUAAAAGAAAAGGGCUUGCUAGGCUACUAUAAAUACAUUAUAAAGUGAGGUAAUCACAUAUCUGUGUAAACGCAUAUAACUCUAAACUUAAAUGGAAUUACAGUUUACAUAUCAUGAAAUGUAGUUUCAAAAAUUUCACCCCAAAAUCUGUAGCUUAGAGUAUAAAUAAAAAGAUGUGGGGACUUCCCUGGCGGUCCAGUGGUUGGACAUUACUCUCCAAUGCAGGGGGGUGCAGGUUCGAUCCCUGGUUGGGGAGCUAGUAUCCCACAUGCCUCGCGGCCAAAAACCCAAGACAUAAAAACGGAAGCAAUAUUGUUACAAAAUUCAAUAAAGACUUCCAAAAAAAAUGGCCCAUAUCAAAAAUAAUCUUAAAAAAAAAAAGAUGGGCUUCCCUGGUGGCACAGUGGUUGAGAGUCCGCCUGCCGUUGCAGGGGACACGGGUUCGUGCCCCGGUCCGGGAAGAUCACACAUGCCGCGGAGCGGCUGCGCCCGUGAGCCAUGGCCGCUGAGCCUGCGCGUCCAGAGCCUGUUGCUCUUCAACGGGAGAGGCCACAACAGUGAGAGGCCCGCGUACGGCAAAAAAAAAAAAAAGAUGUGGGUACAGAGAAAAAAUCAUGUAAGACCAAUAUUUUACCAAGAAAAGAUAAUCUAGUUAUUGCUUACUGUAAUGUAACAUUUGCCUUUCUUCUUUUUUCACUGUAUAUACCAGUCACAAACUUGAUUAUUAAUAUUAACGAGGCUCCCUUUUAAGUCUGUUACUUGAAGGAAAAACAGAAGUGGUAUUAUUUCAACAGUGGUAUAUUUUCACAAACCACAGACAACCAAGAAGAAUAUAUCUUAAGACACAUUAUUUUCUUCUCAACUUAGCAAUGUAACCUAAAAAGGCAGAAUAAGCUUCUGUUAAACAUUUUUCUUAGUAUUGAUAUAAAAUACCAUGCUUCUCAGCUUUAAAAUUUCAAGAUAAAAUUCAACUAAGUAUUGAAUGAAACAAUGGUUAACAUGUUUAAAAAACCUUUCAUGGGAAAAUGAAAUGUUUGAUGAUAUUUUAACCUGAAGAUAGAUAGAUACACAUUUCUCAACCAUAUGAAUCUUAUAGCCAUAUUAUUUCCAUAUUGUGAGUAUAUUUGUAGUUUUGGUUAACUGCAUACCCAACUCAAUAUCAUCAUCAAUAUUAUUAUUAUUGUUUCUUCUGCAAUAUCAAGAUGUUAUAUAUUUUCAGAAAUGUUUAUUUUGUUUUUGUGCCUAUGUUUCAAAUGUUAUAAUAAGGAGUUACACAAAGAGAUCUAUCUUAGAGUAUAUAUAAUAGCAGAUGAAGAAUUUAAGUCAAUUAACAUCUCUAGCUAUAAAGUAGGGAUAACACGACUAUUCAUUCUAAUAAUUAGACUAACAAAAAAUCAGAAAGAGUUAAUUAGAAUGUGAUAAUGGGUACAGGGGUGAAAAGGGAGAUGAGAAAUCCACUAAAGACUUCAAAUUCAUAUGAAUUCACCUGCUUUAAGAGAAAUAUAACAAAUAAGCUUAAAGUGUUAGAGUCUAAAACAAAAACAAAAACUAUAGCUAGUCAUCUAGAAACAUGAAGAAGCAUAUAGAACUGCAGACUUCUAACAAAUAAAUAGGAAACAGUAAAGAUGAAUACUAUCAAUUAUUAAAGGUGCCAGAUCAAUAUAGUAGAAACUCAACAGUUACUUUUUGAUUUACUGGUGGAAUUAGAUUUACAAAAGAAAUAUGGCUUAAAUUCUGACUGUACUAAACUACAAAUGUAAUGAAUUACAGUAAUUAUAAGUGAUAUAAAUGCAUUCCAUAAUGUGAUUAUUUUCUGUAUAUUAGUAUAAAAUGGAGUUACUGGGUUACAUAGAGAAUUUUUGUUACAUUUUUUAAUCCAUUGCUUUACCUAAUAAAAUUUCCUCCUCUAUGUCCAGAAGUUAAAAUGUCUGUAUAUUACUUUUAUUUAUACUGUACUUUUCCAACCUGGCUCUUUUAAAAAAAUUAUUUGAUUGAAAAGUUAUCAAUCCUUUUCAUUCUAUAAUACCAAAAUAAUAAAGUAUUUGAUAUAGCUAAUUAUGGUAUUUCUGAGCAGCUUAUGAAGUGCACAAAGAUUAACUAAAAUUCUUAUUUCCAAAUCCUGGUUUCUUUCAAUAUAGAAUGACUAGAAAAGUACUAUCUCAGAGCAAACACAAACGGCAACAAAUUAGGUUUCCUCAUAAUAUAAAAAUAGAUAAUUAUUUAUAAAAAUCCACUGACAUAGUAUUUAGUUCUUUUAGAGGGUUAAUCCAUUUCUCAAAAUAAUUUAUUCAGAGAAAUAACUUCCU